AUGCUUCGUGUUUUUUGGCUUUUCCGUCGUCUUCAUGAAGCUUAGUGCUGGACAAUGCCGACCAAGACAGCCCUGUGUGCUGCUUCUCUGGAAGAGCAUAUGCAGAGGAUCACCAAUUCGAAUUUAUCAGCUCAAAUCACUCCCUCAACCGUCUCCCCUUCAGCGAGUCAGGACGAAACGAAAGAAGUGGUCGGUCCGAGGACAAGUGGCGGUCACGCGAUCUCCUCUCCUGCCUCUACGGCUCACGAUCGGCCGCCUUCAGAAGUUCCCACCACAACUGAAACGCCAACGAGAAAAACACCACCACCAUCAACAUCUCCAUCCUCUUCCACUCGUCGAACUAGCACUCAUGUCGAUGAGCCUGCAACGUCUCAGACAAUGAAUGAACCAUCAAGCCGACAACAUCCCAAAUCUUUGCCAUUAGACCAGAUGUCGUCCGAUUCCCGGCGUUCCAGCUCAACCAAAGUGCGAAAACCUGUGCCUAACGGUAGCGCCGUGCGUGCCACUACCGCUCAGUCUCCAGAAACCCCGGCACUGACAGUUUUUCUACGGGAGAACUGGCAAAAUACCAACUAUGAGACGAUCGACGUCAAACUACUCAGGGAUCCCGCAUUGGGACUUGGCAUUACGGUAGCCGGAUAUGUACAUAGAAAAGUGAACGACGACGACGGCGCGACGACGACGAGAAGCAGCGAUGUGCCAACGGACAUGACGGGUGGCCAGUCUGGGGCUGCUGCUGCUGCUGCUGCUGCAAUGGCGUAUAACGGUGAUGGCAAUGGCCAUGACGAGAGACGAGAGAGUAAAGAGAUCGGCGGCAUCUUCGUCAAAUCUCUAGUGCCACGAUCGGCAGCCGCUCAGUCAGGUUCGAUACGCGUCCACGAUUUGAUACUCGAAGUGAACGGCGUAUCAUUGGAACAUUUGUCACAUGCGGAUUCAGUACGAACAUUGGUAAAAAGUGGCGAACACGUCCAACUUCGUCUUAUCCGUUUCCCGGUCGAUAGCGCUCAAGCACAGUGCCUCAGAAUGCUUCAAGAACAGGAAACGGAAACGCAGGUGAUCGACGUUCAAUCGUCGAAUCCAAGCCUGGUGGCCGAAUGGAAACGGAAACUAUCGGACGACGUUGACAUCAUCACCACCAUCAUUCGACCGGAUUCGAAUCGAGCUGGAGACGGGGGUCUCGGGAUUUCUUUAGAAGGCACAGUAGACGUAGUACAAGGCCAUCAACUCUGUCCUCAUCAUUACAUCGAAUCCAUCCGGCAUAAUGGGCCGGCUGCUGCUUCAGGAAUGUUACAGGCUGGCGAUGAGCUGUUACAGGUGAAUCACUCGAUACUGUACGGCGAAUCGCACGUCACCAUUCGACAAGCCCUUUCACGAGCUGUCCAUUCGGGAGCCCCAGUGACAUUAGUGGUAGCUCGGCGAACUCAACAUGUCAACGUCUUUCAGCCUACCUCAGAAAAAAGUCUUCCCGCCUCAUAUCCUCUACUUGCUUCCGGACAUGAGAAGAUUGUCAAGGCAAAAUCCGAGAUAAACAUCCCAGAUCUAACCUCCAACACCGACGCUCUGCUCCAACAAGUUUCUCGUCGUCUAAGGGCUCGUUCACUGGAGCCACUGACUGGACUAGCUGUCUGGAAUUGUGUCCCAUUAGUGGUCUGCCUCGAAAAGGAUGAACGAGGAUUAGGAUUUUCUAUUGUUGACUAUCAGGAUCCAUUACAUCCAGGAGAGUCAGUGAUUGUGGUACAAUCGUUGGUACCCGGUGGAUUGGCUCAGUCGGACGGUCGAAUCGUUCCAGGCGAUCGGUUGCUUUUCGUCAAUCAGCACGAUCUAAGCAACAGCAGGUAA
Molecule: messenger RNA, 1839 nt
Organism: Haemonchus placei
Lineage: Eukaryota; Metazoa; Nematoda; Chromadorea; Rhabditida; Trichostrongylidae
Source: the annotation of a GenBank genome assembly